GAGGAAAGAUUGCCUUAUGCAUUUUAUGUAUCAGACAGUGAACUUGUAGUGCAGCUAGGAACAUACCUUCAGAAGAAUAAAGUGUCUGUGGAGAAAGUUGUCACAAUAGUUUACCAGCCCCAAGCAGUAUUUAGAAUACGGCCUGUAACUCGCUGUUCUUCGACUAUAGCUGGUCAUACAGAGGCAGUGCUUUCUGUAGCGUUUAGUCCAGAUGGACGCCAGUUGGCAAGUGGAUCAGGCGACACCACUGUACGGUUAUGGGACUUAAAUACGCAAACUCCAUUGUUCACGUGUAGAGGACACAGAAACUGGGUUCUUUGUAUUGCAUGGUCGCCAGAUGGUAAACAUCUUGUUAGUGGAAGCAAGGCUGGAGAACUGAUUUGCUGGGACCCACAGACUGGCAAACCAUCAGGAAACCCUCUUACCGGUCACAAGAAAUGGGUUACUGGAAUUUCAUGGGAGCCGGUGCAUCUUAGUGCUCCAACCCGCCGCUUUGUUAGUUCAAGUAAAGAUGGUGAUGGAAGAAUAUGGGAUGUUACUUUGAAAAAGUGUGUUAUAGUUCUUACAGGACACACACUUGCCAUAACAUGUGUGAAGUGGGGUGGAGAUGGAGUCAUAUAUACAGGAUCUCAGGAUUGUACAAUUAAAAUGUGGGAAACUUCACAAGGGAAGCUCAUACGCGAACUAAAGGGCCAUGGCCAUUGGGUAAAUUCUCUAGCACUGAGUACUGAGUAUGUUCUUCGAACCGGUGCAUAUGACCAUACCGGCAAAACAUAUACGUCUCCGGAGGAAAUGAAGAAGGUUGCAUUAGAAAGGUACAACAAGAUGAAAGGCAGUGCCCCGGAAAGGUUGGUUUCAGGUUCGGAUGAUUUCACCAUGUUCCUGUGGGAGCCUGCUGUCAGCAAGCACCCCAAAACUCGUAUGACUGGCCAUCAACAGGUGUGGGAUAUUCGGACUCAGAAGUUGAAGCAAGAUCUUCCGGGCCAUGCAGAUGAAGUAAGGCCUCCAACACCCAAACCCAAUGAGAAAAACUUGUUUGGGUUUUUGAGAGAAAAAUUGAUACUGCCCAUAGGGGCAAAAUCGAAAUUUCCGGUAUUUGCAGUUGAUUGGAGUCCGGAUGGUGAGAAAGUAGCAUCCGGGGGCAAGGAUAAAGUUUUGAAGUUAUGGAUGGGAUAA
Messenger RNA from Striga asiatica, 1176 nucleotides. The record is from the annotation of a GenBank genome assembly. NCBI's taxonomy places the organism in Eukaryota, Viridiplantae, Streptophyta, Magnoliopsida, Lamiales, Orobanchaceae.